Anthonomus grandis grandis is the source of this 871-nucleotide messenger RNA. Its product is annotated as collectin-12-like. NCBI's taxonomy places the organism in Eukaryota, Metazoa, Arthropoda, Insecta, Coleoptera, Curculionidae. The record is from RefSeq and is a predicted model, not a curated record. The coding region runs from base 249 to 683 and encodes 144 amino acids. The transcript has 3 exons.
UGUCCGAUGAGGGCCAUAGCAUUUAGAAAAUCAUUAAUAGUGUAGCUUUUGUAUCAUUCGCUUUGGUGUAAAUUAAAACACUGAAUGCAUAAGAAUAGUCAAUUACGCUGUAUUUAUUUUCUACUAUUUAUUUCGAUUUAAAAUUCGCGCCAGUAUUCAGACUUGAACAGCUGAUAUAUUCGCGGCGGUUAAGGUCGUUACAAUAGAUUCCGGUUCAUUUGUGAUAAUAGUUUAUCAGUUGAAGAAAAAUGCUAAGAGCUCUAGUUCUUUUAGCUAUCUUAGGAUUAUAUACUAAUGCCUUAGAAGAAUCGGGAUUGACUCAACUAGGAAAAAAGUUUCUAAUUUCAGGAUAUAAAACUACAUUUUUAGACGCUUUUGUAACAUGUAAAGCGUUAGGCUAUCAAUUAGCCUCGAUUUUAAAUGAAACUGAUGAAGCCGAGUUGAAUAAUACCGUACCCAUUGGAAAGGAUUACUGGUUAGGAGCGGUAUACGAGCAAACCCAAGUGUUCGAAUCGAAAUGGGUCUGGAUACACUCCUUGGAACCGGCCGAAUAUGCAAACUGGAAUUCAGGAGAGCCGAGUCCCGGAAGUACCGCUUUUUGUGUCGGAAGAGUCUAUACCGGAUAUUGGGUCAGCUUGCCCUGUAAUGCUCAAAAUCUGUUUUUAUGCCAGAAAAUUAAUUAAUUGUAAAUUGCUUAUUUAUGAUCUUAUAAGUAAAAAAGUUGUUUUUUUAAAUUCUUUCGCCUUGUUCUUGCUAUCCAUUUGUGGAUAAUACUUUAAUUUUUUCCCAAUUUUAACAACGUUUCUCUUUACAUUUAGUAUAUUAUAUACAGGGUUGUGAUUUAAUAACAAAUAAAUUCAAUAAAAGGCAA